AUGCCGACGUCACGGUCACAAACGCGCUCAUCGGCGAUGAACACUUUUUCGUCCUUCCGUUUCGCUGCAAAUGCGGUUCUUCGUCCAUCCUACAUACUUCUACACGUCCGCCACAAGUCCGCCAAGCCUCUCGGACGUUUACGAAACCACGAAAUCAAGUACAACGCGGUAUUGAGAAAGGACAAGGAGGGCAAUUUGGCGCCAACGACCAUGCAGGCGCUCCUCAAAGAAAUCGACCUGACCCAGGAGCGCAUAGAGCUCGUUGCCGAGAAGCCCUCGCCCAUUGUCGUGGUCGUGAAUAUCAAACAGGACAUGUUGAGGGUGAAGCGGGUGAAGGAGAAGCAGCGGGUAGCAAACAAGAAGGACCAGGCGAAAGAGCUCCAGUUGACUUGGACAUCAGAGGAGAGCGACAUGGAGCAUAAACUCAAUCGGUUGCGACAACACCUCGAGACCGGAGCACGCAUGGACGUUGUGUUCUCUACCAAACCAAAGACGGUGGCUCCCCCAGUCAAAAUCCAGCAGCAAAAGGUCGCAGAUGUUAUUGAGCGGUUGGCGGAAGUAUCAACACAGUGGAGACCGGUCGAAUGGCGGAAGAAUUUGGCGAUUAUAUCUCUGCGUGGCUCUAAACUUGUGUCCCAACCAACGCCAACUUCAUUGGACCUGGACCCUCCACCAGAAACUGACUCAACCACUGCCGAACCAGUCGUUGCGCCCCCUACCAACCGCCACGUCCCUAUUAGACCGCGAAAUUUCCAAGAUCUCUCCAAAUGGGGCUACCAGAAACCACCGACCAUGAAUCCGAUGGCGGCCAAACGCGCUGAAAAAAAGUACCCUAAAGGCGGCCGUCCCUAG
Messenger RNA from Mycena indigotica, 852 nucleotides. RefSeq lists its product as uncharacterized. Gene Ontology annotation, biological process: translational initiation. Lineage: Eukaryota; Fungi; Basidiomycota; Agaricomycetes; Agaricales; Mycenaceae. The transcript has a single exon. The coding region runs from base 1 to 852 and encodes 283 amino acids. The record is from RefSeq and is a predicted model, not a curated record.